Molecule: messenger RNA, 2687 nt
Organism: Darwinula stevensoni
Lineage: Eukaryota; Metazoa; Arthropoda; Ostracoda; Podocopida; Darwinulidae
Source: the annotation of a GenBank genome assembly
GGGCGCCUCAGUCGCCUGCUGGUCGAGGUGAGGUCCGGUUGUGCUUCGUCUGUUGCUGAGGUCGUGCUUGGAGCGAAGGAGAUUCGAGAAUGGGCCCAGUGCACGAAACGCGGAGCAUGAAGGAGUAUGUGGCAGGGGCUCGCUUCGCCACCAGGGCCGUCCACGAAGGACACGACCCUGACGAUUGGAAGGCGAAGGAUGUCGUCCCGCCCAUAACAUUGUCGACGACCUUCAAGCAAUUUGCUCCGUCCCAUCACGCCGGUUUCGAAUACGGGCGAAGCGGCAACCCGUCGAGGCAGUGUCUGGAGAGAUGCAUAGCAUCUCUGGAAGACGCCAAAUACGGGCUUUGCUUUUCGUCGGGGCUGUCGGCGAUGACGACCCUGCUGCACUUGUUGAAGAGCGGGGACCACGUCAUCAGCAAUGACGAUCUUUACGGCGGGUCCAACCGGUACUUCCGAAAGGUUCUCAAUCGAUCCGACAUCCAGGUGACCUUCGUGGACAUGGCCAAUCAUCCCGAUAAGGUCCUCUCUGCCAUGACGCCCAAGACCAAGAUGGUGUGGAUGGAGACGCCGACGAACCCGACCAUGAAGUUGGUGGACAUCAAGAAGGUGGCCGACAUGGCGCACCAACAACCGGGUACCAUUGUCGUCGUCGACAAUACCUUCAUGACGCCUUACUUCCAGAAACCGCUGAUGCUGGGAGCGGACGUGUCGAUGCAUUCCGUGACCAAGUACAUCAACGGUCACUCCGACGUCAUCAUGGGGGCCGUGGCCAUCAACGACGAGGCGCUCUACGAGGAACUCGCCUUCCUUCAGAACUCGAUGGGGACGGUGCCGUCGCCGUUCGACUGCUACUUGGUGACUCGGAGCGUCCGGACUCUCCCGUUGAGGAUGCAGGCGCACAUGACGGCUGCUCUCAUCGUUGCGAGGUUCUUGGAGAAGCAUCCGUGCGUCGAGAAGGUUCUUCAUCCAGGAUUGGAAAGUCAUCCGCAAUACGAAUUGGGGAAGAAGCAGAUGCAGGGACACAGCGGGAUGUUGUCGUUUUACAUCAAGGGAGGCCUGGAGGAAUCUCAGAUUUUCUUUUCCCAUCUCAAGCUCUUCACGCUCGCCGAAAGUCUCGGUGGAUUCGAGAGUCUGGCCGAACUCCCGGCUCUGAUGACCCAUUCGUCGGUUCCGGAUAAGCAGAGAGAGGAGUUGGGAAUCGGGAAUAACCUGGUGAGACUCUCGGUCGGACUCGAGGAUCCUCAAGACCUCAUCGAGGAACUCGAUCACGCUCUCAGGGCUGCUGUGAGUCUUUUCAUUUUCUCGGGUUCAUCAGACUUGAAGGAAGAAGCCAUGUCCAAUAAAUACAAUUUGAAGUGGAAUUCCCAUCAUGCAGAAACAUUUCAAAGCUUUGAAAAUCUCCGUCACAGGGAGAUGUUUGUGGAUGCGACUCUGUCGUGCAAUGGGCAGUUCUUGAAAGCCCACAAGCUAGUGUUGUGUGCAGGGAGUGGAUAUUUUGAAAGAAUCCUCAACAAAGAAGGAUCAGGGACACCUACCAUUCAUUUCUAUGGCAUAGAAAUGCAUUUGCUUAAGCUUCUAGUUGAGUUCAUGUACUGUGGAGAGGUAGAAGUUCCAGCUAUGGAUCUUGAGAAAUUCAUUGAAGUUGCUGAGAACCUGGAAGUGAAGGGACUUAAGGGAGACAAGUCAAAGAGCAGUGGAUCGCACAAUGCUGUUGGCGGAACCACCAUCCCUGUGUCUGAUGUUCAUGAUGCUCUGGCUCACAAGAGGAAGAGUGCUGUCCAGGCUUGGCAUGGACUUGGGAAUUCACAGUAUCCUCCUGCAAAAAUACCUAGAUCUCAUGCUCCUAUACCUCAAAGCAGGUCUCAGUUCACUGGAUCAAGUUCUCAGCAAAAAGAGGCAGCACCAUGCCCAUCUAAUGCUUUCUUGAGUCACCCUGAACCUAGUACAAGCACAUCAAGUGAUGAAGUGUUGAUUAAAGAUGAAGCAGAUGACGAAGAACUCAAUGAUAUCCGUGAUGUGGAUUCAGCUGCUGCAGCUGCUGAAGAGCAUCAGUGGGAUGAACAAUGGGAUGAGCAGUCUGGAGGCUCGUAUUGUGUGGAAGGAAUGGAAGGAGAUCCUGAGAAGCCACUGAAUGUCCCAGCAGAAGUUGAUCCCCAGAUGAUGAAGAAGAUAGAUUACCUGGUGUGGAUGGGUGAAGUGAGUGGAAGCGCAGGACUGAAACUGUACUUCUGUGCCCGCUGCCACUACAGGUCGAGCUCGAAAAGGAAUGCCAUGAGGCACAGGUACACCCACAUGCAGACCGUGGAGUAUGUACGGAAUGGGGUCUGGAAGGGGCAAAUGGGCACGCAGACGCUGUUCUUCUGCGGUCUCUGCGAGUACAAGACGGUUCAGCGCAGCAACGCCGUCAGCCAGCACUGGCGCCUCCAUUCUUCGGCCAAGUCCUACAAGUGCAAUAGCGUGGAGUACGUCCGAGACGGGAUUUGGAAAGGCACCGUCUCCAACGGCUUCCCCUUGUUCUUCUGCGGCUCCUGCGACUACAAGACGAGCCGGAGGGGCAACGCCCUCUACCAGCACACUCGGGCCCAUUCGUCCUUCAAGGCUUAUCGGUGCGGCCGGUGCAGCGCUGCGUUCAAGUGGAAGAUAUCGCUCGUCAAUCACAUGACUCUCACGCAUGGCGGUUCUUGA